Molecule: messenger RNA, 435 nt
Organism: Dermacentor andersoni
Lineage: Eukaryota; Metazoa; Arthropoda; Arachnida; Ixodida; Ixodidae
Source: RefSeq, a predicted model, not a curated record
AUGCUUAUAAAGCUGUGGGAGGACCACCUGGACGCUUUACGAGGCCACAAGCACAACGGCGGGGUGUACGACAAGAUUGCCGAAAGCCUCAGCAGCAUGGGCCUUCCCCGCACGCGGGCACAAGUCCACAGCAAAAUAGAUAACUUGACUCAGACAUACAGAAAACAUGAACGAGACCUUACAACUGGCUCUUCGCCACCGACGUGGCCGUACUUCAAUGAAAUUAAAAGAUUUAUUGGUUGUUUACCCAUAAACGACUCAUCGCUCAUGGAGGAGAGCUGCUGUAACAGCAGCAGUGACACCGUCGAAAAGCUGAUCUCUGACAUGGAGAGCGGUCUCACUUCAGACAUGACCGACAGUGAAGGCACAUCGGUGACAGGAACACCGACAGAAGAGUCGCCACCACCUUCACCCACCGUGCAGUCUGCUAAGUGA